AUGUGUGCAGAUGAUGUGGUCGAUCUGUUUCGGGCGACGCGGACAGGGAACAUCGAGCAGGUCAAGUGGCUAGUGAGCUACGGACAGGUUCAGCUCAUGCCAUCGGCAGACGAAGUGGCGGCGGCGGCGGCGGGCAGCGAGGCGGUGGACUCGAUCUUGCACGCGGCGGCGGCGUCGGGCUCGCUCGACGUGCUGGCGUAUAUCCACUCGCUCCUGAGCGGUGCGGACACGGCGCACGAGGUGGAAGAGGCCGAGGACAAUGGGGUGUGGGAGGCGUUGGUGGACUCGUUUGACUCGAGUGGGUCGACGCCGCUGAUGCACGCGGUGCGGGGCGGGGUGGUGGACAUGAUCUCGUUUCUGCUCGGAGCUGGGGCCGGGGUCUCCGUGGCUGGUGUUGGCGGCAAGACGCCGCUACAUGUAGCGCUGGAGAAUGGAUCGGGGUUGGCGGACAGCAAGGUGCUUGAGGUGCUCAUCGAGGGCGGGGCUGACUUUGAUGCGGCCGACGACAAGGGCGUGGUGCCUUCUGCGUUUCGGGUUGUCCAGCGCCUCAACCGGGUGGCGCUGGUACUUGAGGACCGGCGGGCGGUGGCGGCAGAAGAGGCGGCGCGGGUCGAGGCACUGGAGGAGCGGCGGCGGCGGCGGAUCGAGCAGCAGGCGCUUGUCAAUGCGAGCACACGUGCGGCGCUGGGCCGGGCACGUGCACAGGCCCAGAAGGAGGCUGAUGCGAGAAACGCGGCCAAGCGAGUGGUCGAGCUCUCGAUGGACGACAUGCUUGCCAAGGAGAUGACGCUCGGCUCGCUGUACGCUGACUUGCCGGCGGCGUAUGUGCCGGCGUCGGGCCGCAAGAAGCGGCGCGGGAAGAAGAGCCAGCGCGGGCGCGGGCGGGGAUCACCGGGCAAGCGGCGUUGAGGUGAGGACAGCGACUGGUUUUACUCAUCAAUGGGGACGGGCUCGUCGCCUGAGAGGGUGGGCGCCGCCAUGCGGGCAGCGAGGACAACCGAGUGGCCGGUGCCAACGGAACAGUCGAGAGCGUAGAGGUUCGGCGGGAGCGGGACGCGGACCGGGUUGCGCUGGAAGACAUCGUCAGUGAGGGUAUCGCAGUUGGAGAGCGAGAGCGGGGUAAAGCCGAGGCGGCCACCA
Molecule: messenger RNA, 1140 nt
Organism: Thecamonas trahens ATCC 50062
Lineage: Eukaryota; Apusomonadida; Apusomonadidae
Exons: 2
Coding region: 1-909 (302 amino acids)
Cellular component (GO): nucleus; cytoplasm
Molecular function (GO): protein binding
Source: RefSeq, a predicted model, not a curated record